Ornithodoros turicata is the source of this 1500-nucleotide messenger RNA. RefSeq names its product prothoracicostatic peptides-like (gene Mip). NCBI's taxonomy places the organism in Eukaryota, Metazoa, Arthropoda, Arachnida, Ixodida, Argasidae. The transcript is spliced from 4 exons. The record is from RefSeq and is a predicted model, not a curated record. The coding region runs from base 151 to 495 and encodes 114 amino acids.
CCGUAUAAAAGCUGCACGAGAGGCGCGUUACCGAACUCCAAAGCUGCACGUGACAAACGCAGACGCUCACCGUCCUACCACGUGAUCUCGGACACCCUCGCUCGGAUUACAGUGGCUUUCCUUCUGAAGCACCCCGCGAGUAUCGUGGCCAUGCAGCGAACCAAUGUCUUCUACUCAGUCCGUCUGAGCGCCCUCUCAUUGGCCGUCUUGGUCAUCGUGGUGGCCCUCGUUCCAGUAAUGGCUCAGAUGCACGAGGGUCGGGACGACUGGAACUCCUUGUCUGGUAUGUGGGGCAAACGAGCUGCGAACGACUGGAAUCGGCUGUCUGGUAUGUGGGGCAAGCGCGCAGCGAGCCCUUACGAAGCCCUCGGAGGCCCAUUGGGACAGGCACUCUGGUUGAGAGCCGCAGGAGACGACGACAGAUCGCAUGGUAUCCGGGCGAGGGCAGCUCCCGCGGACAACCACUGGAAUGGACUCAGCGGCUACUGGGGUUGAAGCCACGCAAUGUGAAUUUGGGUCCUCCCACCAGAGCCAACCAGCCGAAGCGAAACUCCCUCCCUCCUAUUUUCUUCGUCAUUGCUGCAACAACGACUGUUUCUCCUUCCUACGUUUCUUUGUUCACCCCGAGUCAUACGCUCCGUGUGAAAAUCUUACAUUCAUAGAAUCAGCGGGUCUGACCGUACUCCGACACACCCUCUCCUGAUAGGAACGCCUGUCCCACGCCAGAAACGUCUCUGUUGGGAGAAAUGUGAGACCGAAGUUAUUUUUGCUGCGAUUGUUCUUUUACGCAAACGAUCCCAGAUUUUUCGGUGUCUAAUUAUGGGUACCACUCGUUCCAACGCGACAAUCAAUCAAGUUCUGAACAUCAUCGACUGUUUCGAGACUAGAAGUUUAGUUACUACGAAUUCAACAGUGGAUUCAAACUCAACGUACUCCUCUACCGUUAUCCCCCUCCCCCUCUCCAGUGAAGGCUUAAUUACUAAGGACACGAUCCUCACCUGACCAAUAUGAUCGUAACGUGCGAAAUGGUUGUGUGUGUGUAGUGGGCCAAUAUGAGCUCCAGCAUGAUACCGUCAAAUAGAAGAAAAAUCUAACAAAAACUAAAAGAAAAACUGUAGGAAGCAGAAAGACGACGUAACGUUAGCAUGCAAACGCUUGAUUUCAACUUCGCGACCGUCCUGUUGCACGAAGACAUUGCUUUAUGUAUCUCCGCUUCUUUGUUCUAGAAAUAUUGUUUCAUUGAAAUGCCGAAAUUCCUACGGCUUUGCUAGUAAUUAUCGUAAUGAACCUCUCCUGUGAAUCUGAUAACCUCUCUUUUUGAUCCUCUCGAACUGGAACACAAAAACGUUUUGAGGCCUAAAUUGCUAAGAUCUGACUAUAGUGUAAAGCACUUGUUUCAUUUUUUUUUAUGAAGUGUGUAUGGCACGCGAAUUCAUGUAAAUACAGUGUAUUGCUUCGAAAUUUUUGGUUGCCAAUAAAAGUUAUAAUUUAGAAAUGCCA